AUGAGUCUAGUCGGCAAUUUCACAACCAACAUGGACCGCGAGGCUGUAUCCGGCGGCGUUCCACCACCAGAGAUGGGCGGCAGACAGCCUUCCCACUACAACGACAACGAGCAAGCAGAGUCAGAUGCAUCCACAAUAGCAGCUGUCGAGGGCUCGCCACAAAGUCACAACAACCACACCGACCGCAAGGAUGGAUCUUACAACACACAUGACGCCGACGAAAUCGCCGAGGCUGCUCGGAGAGAAGAGGCCGUUCACCAAUUGGCCCGCAGACUUACCUCGCAGAGUCAACAAUCUGCAGCAAACCAAAAUCCCUUCAACGCGGCACCCAAUUCCGCUCUGGACCCCCAUGGCGAGCACUUCAACGCACGAGCAUGGACCAAGGCUAUGCUGAACCUACAGCUGAAUGACGAGAAUGCGCCUCCUACACGAACUGCGGGUGUAUCUUUCCGCGAUCUCAACGUCCACGGUUUCGGAACCGACACCGAUUACCAAAAGACUGUUGGCAACGUGUGGUUAGAUGGACCUGCGCUUGUCAAGAAGAUCAUGGGUGACAAGGGCCGCAAGAUCGACAUUUUGCAGCACUGUGAUGGUUUGGUCGAGGCUGGCGAGAUGUUGGUCGUUCUUGGACCUCCUGGAUCUGGUUGCUCGACUUUCCUCAAGACUAUUACUGGAGAGACGCACGGCUUUGUCGUCGACUCAAGCUCGCACAUCAACUACCAGGGUGUCAGCCCAGAGCUCAUGAACAAGAACUACCGCGGUGAAGCCAUCUACACUGCCGAAGUCGAUGUUCAUUUCCCUAUGAUGACUGUUGGAGAGACUCUUUACUUUGCUGCUCAAGCUCGUCGGCCAAGGAACAUUCCAGGCGGCGUCAGUGUAAAACAGUACGCCGAGCACCAGCGCGAUGUCAUCAUGGCCUUGUAUGGAAUUUCUCACACCGUCAACACUCGUGUCGGUAACGACUUCCUUCGUGGUGUCUCUGGUGGAGAGCGAAAGCGUGUCACCAUCGCCGAAGCCUCCCUCAGCAGAGCGCCACUGCAAGCGUGGGACAACUCCACCCGUGGUCUUGAUUCCGCCAACGCCAUCGAGUUCUGUAAGACCCUCCGCAUGGAGACCGAGAUCAACGGCACCACCGCCUGUGUCGCUAUCUAUCAGGCACCCCAGGCUGCCUACGACCUCUUCGACAAGGUACUUGUGCUCUACGAGGGUCGCCAAAUCUUCUUCGGAAAGACCACCGACGCGAAGGCCUUCUUCGUCAACAUGGGUUUCCUCUGCCCUGACCGUCAGACCGAUGCCGAUUUCUUGACUUCCAUGACCAGUCCUUUGGAGCGUAUUGUUCGCGAGGGCUUCGAGAACCGUGUCCCACGCACUCCGGAUGAGUUCGCGCAACGCUGGGCCGAGUCCGCAGAGCGAGCAGCUCUCCUUCAAGAGAUCGAAGCCUACGAGCAAAAGUACCCCAUUGGUGGCGAGGCUGGCCAGCGCUUCAAGGAAUCGCGCCAGCUGCAGAAGGCCAAGGGUCAGCGCGAGAAGUCCCCAUACACUCUCUCGUACAUGCAGCAGGUCAAGCUUUGCUUGUGGCGAGGCUUCGUUCGCUUGAAGGCUGACCCCAGUAUCACCAUCACGCAACUCAUCGCCAACUCCAUCAUGGGUCUUGUCAUCUCGUCCGUCUUCUACAACCUCCAGCCUACCACUUCGAGUUUCUACUCUCGAUCCGCCCUUCUCUUCUUCGCCAUCCUGAUGAACGCUUUCGGUUCCGCCCUCGAGAUCCUGACCCUUUACGCUCAACGUCCCAUUGUUGAAAAGCACUCUCGUUACGCCCUGUACCACCCGUCCGCUGAAGCCUUUGCCAGUAUGUUGACCGACAUGCCAUACAAGAUUGUCAAUUCCAUCACCUUCAACUUGGUCCUGUACUUCAUGACGAACCUCCGACGAGAGCCCGGCAACUUCUUCUUCUUCGUCCUCAUCUCCUUCACAUUGACACUCGUCAUGUCCAUGUUCUUCCGUUCCAUCGCCUCCCUGUCCCGCUCUCUUGUCCAGGCUCUCGCACCCGCCGCCAUCCUCAUUCUGGGUCUCGUCAUGUACACUGGUUUCGCUAUCCCUCCCAGCUACAUGCUGGGCUGGUCCAAGUGGAUCCGCUACAUCAACCCUGUCAGUUACGGUUUCGAGGCUCUCAUGGUCAACGAGUUCCACAACAGGCAAUUUGAGUGCAACGAGUUCAUUCCUUUCGGCCCCGGCUACGAAGACAUUUCUGGUGUUCAACAAGCUUGCAGGACCAUCGGCUCUGUUCCCGGACAGCCAUUCGUCAGUGGUGAUGCUUACAUCAACUCGGCCUUCAACUACUACGCAAAGAACAAGUGGCGCAACUUCGGCAUCAUGUGGGUCUUCAUGUUCGGUCUCAUGGGUGUCUACCUCGCUGGUACUGAAUUCAUCACCGCCAAGAAGUCCAAGGGUGAAGUCCUUGUCUUCCAGCGUAGCCACAAACUCCCUGCGCCCAAGAGCAAGUCCGAAGAAGAUCUGGAAGCCGCUCAACCCGCCCGCAAUGCCUCUGUUCAGAACAGCUCCGACGACAUCGCCAUUAUCGAGCGCCAAACCGCCAUCUUCCAGUGGGAAGACGUCUGCUACGAUAUCACUAUCAAGAAGGAGCCUCGCCGUAUCCUCGACCACGUUGAUGGAUGGGUCAAGCCGGGUACUUUGACUGCGCUUAUGGGUGUCUCUGGUGCUGGUAAAACGACUCUCUUGGAUUGCUUGGCUACACGUACUACUAUGGGUGUCAUUACCGGUCAGAUGCUGGUCGAUGGCAAGCCUCGUGACGACUCUUUCCAGCGCAAGACAGGUUACGCUCAGCAGCAAGAUCUCCAUCUUUCCACCUCGACCGUCCGUGAAGCCCUCACCUUCUCCGCCGUCCUCCGCCAACCCGCACACGUCUCUCGUCAAGAGAAGGUCGAAUACGUCGAGGAGGUUAUCAAGCUUCUGGAGAUGACUGAAUACGCUGAUGCCAUCGUCGGUGUCCCCGGUGAAGGUCUCAACGUUGAGCAGCGCAAGCGUCUUACUAUCGGUGUGGAACUGGCUGCUAAGCCUGCUCUUCUUCUCUUCUUGGACGAACCCACCUCUGGACUCGACUCGCAAACCUCUUGGGCUAUUCUCGAUCUCUUGGACAAGUUGAAGAAGAACGGUCAGGCUAUUCUCUGCACCAUCCACCAGCCUAGUGCCAUGUUGUUCCAACGCUUCGAUCGUCUUCUCUUCUUGGCCCGUGGUGGACGCACUGUCUACUAUGGAGAUGUCGGUGAAAACUCGCACGUCCUAGUCGAUUACUUCGUUCGCAACGGUGGUCCUCCUUGCCCGCCUGCCGCCAACCCUGCUGAAUGGAUGUUGGAAGUCAUUGGAGCCGCUCCCGGUUCGCACACAGACAUCGACUGGCACCAGACCUGGCGCGACUCCGCUGAGUACCGUGAGGUCAAGCGCCAUCUCGCCGAACUCAAAUCCGAACGUGGCCAAGCCGAGGCUCUUCAACGCACCAUGUCUGCUCAGAAGCGAGAGGACAAGGCUGCCUAUCGCGAGUUCGCCGCCCCCUUCAUGGUUCAACUUCGCGAGACCAUGUCCCGUGUCUGGACCCAGUACUGGCGCACACCCUCGUACAUCUACUCCAAGACCUUCCUCUGCACGCUCUCGGCCCUCUUCAUCGGUUUCUCCCUCUUCCAGAUGCCCAAUACCCAGACUGGUCUCCAGAACCAAAUGUUCGGUAUCUUCAUGUUGCUGACAAUCUUCGGUCAAUUGGUCCAACAGAUCAUGCCUCACUUCGUCACUCAGCGUGCUUUGUACGAGGUCCGCGAACGCCCCAGUAAGACCUACUCUUGGAAGGCCUUCAUGAUCUCCAACAUCGCUGUCGAACUCCCAUGGAACUCGCUCAUGGCCGUGAUCAUCUACUUCUGCUGGUACUACCCCAUUGGCCUGUACAACAACGCAGCGCAAACCGACAAGGUCACCUACCGUGGUUUCCAAUUCUUCCUCUUCGUCUGGAUGUUCCUGAUCUUCACGUCGACAUUCACACACAUGGUCAUCGCUGGUAUCGACUCCGCUGAGACUGGUGGCAACAUUGCCAACUUGAUGUUUUCGCUCUGCUUGAUCUUCUGUGGUGUCCUUGCCCAGCCUUCCACCUUCCCCCGCUUCUGGAUCUUCAUGUACCGCGUCUCGCCCUUUACGUACAUGGUGUCUGGAUUGCUGUCUGUCGGCCUGGCCAACGCCAAUGUGCAGUGCGCGCAGAACGAGUUGAUUCACUUCGACCCUCGCGAAGGCGAAAACUGCGGUCAAUACAUUGAGGCCUGGAAAGCAUCUGCCGGUGGUAAGAUGACCAACCCCGAGGCCAUGACCGACUGCAACUUCUGCGCUAUCGAGGACACCAAUGUUUUCCUGCGCAGCAUCUCUUCCGACUACGGCGACGCCUGGCGCAACUUUGGUAUCCUCUGGGUCUACGUCAUCUUCAACGUCGUCGCCGCCCUCGCCUUCUACUACCUCCUCCGCAUGCCCAAGCCCAAGAAGGAGAAGAAGAACAAGAAGGAAGUCGGUGCCCACGCCGGCGCCGUCAAGGAACAGCAUCUCGACCAGCCCUCGCACGUCGGCAGCAGCCUCAACUCCAACACCGAGCAACACGCCGAGAAGAACACCGAGACCGCGCGGUACGCUUCCAUUACCGGAACGACCACACCACCGGCUCAAGCACAUGAGAUCUCAGAAAAAGCAUAA
Molecule: messenger RNA, 4740 nt
Organism: Alternaria hordeiaustralica
Lineage: Eukaryota; Fungi; Ascomycota; Dothideomycetes; Pleosporales; Pleosporaceae
Exons: 3
Coding region: 1-4740 (1579 amino acids)
Biological process (GO): transmembrane transport
Cellular component (GO): membrane
Molecular function (GO): ABC-type transporter activity; ATP binding; ATP hydrolysis activity
Source: RefSeq, a predicted model, not a curated record